AUGACGAGUCUCAAGAGACCGCAAGGUGCUGAUUCGUAUUCCCCAAACCUCUCGAGCAAAACCUACGUGAGGUCUACCAAGAGUGGCAAGGUCCAAAAGAUUGUACGCGAGGUCUAUCUUCGCCAAGAUAUUCCCUGUUCAUCUAAAUUGUGUUCGAGAUGUCUCGCUACAGCACCGAGGAACGCGGGCGGAGAGUUAAGCCCCUUCGUCCUCUCGGACAAACCAGCUGGAACCAAGGCUUUCCCGCAAGGGCAUUAUCUUGUUCCAGACACAAACGCCCUACUUAAUGCUAUGGACCUGUUCGAGCAGAGCUCGGCAUUUUAUGACGUUGUCAUAUUACAGACAGUCCUAGAGGAGCUGCGUAACAGAUCUUUGCCGCUAUAUAACCGGCUAAUUGGUCUAACCAAAAGCGAAGAUAAACGCUUUUAUGUCUUCUUCAACGAGUUCAGACUCGAGACAUACGUGCCUAGAGAACAGGAUGAAACUAUCAACGACAGGAAUGACAAAGCCGUUCGGAAAGCCGUCAAGUGGUAUAACGACCACCUAAACCAAAACAAGAGCAGACAGCUACCGGUAACGGUUAUGCUCACGGAUGAUCGAUUAAAUAUCGAAAAGGCCAAAAAGGAGAAGAUCCCAGCUAUUACCUUACGCGACUACGUAUCAGGACUCGAAGACGCAGAUCGAUUACUCGACAUGAUUCCCGAGUCACAGGAGCGAAGUAUAUCUAGAGACAAGAAUGCUUCUGAAUUCCUGUAUCCCGAACACUAUACCCUCUCCAAGAUGAUGACUGGCGUCAAAAGUGGUAUCCUCCAUCAAGGCAUCUUUAACGUAUCGCCGUACAAUUACCUUGAAGCCUCGGUCAAGGUUCCCGCCUUUCCCAAAGCGCUUAUUAUUCUUGGGCGAGAAAAUAUCAACCGCGCAGUAGACGGAGACGUCGUUGUCGUGGAGGUUCUCCCCCAAGACCAAUGGAAAGUGCCUUCCACAAAGAUUAUCGAGGAAGAGGCUAUUACGAAGAACGAGAAUGCCGAUAACGAAGAGGGAGACGACCUAAUUACAGAGCAGGAGAGGCGGGCCCUCCAAGAGCAAGUCAAGAAGACACAUGGACUAAGCACAGAAGGUCGACCACAGCCCACCGCAAAGGUGGUCGGUAUAAUCAAGCGCAACUGGCGUCAAUACGUCGGUCAUGUAGAUCCGUCGUCCGUCAGCCAAUCCGGCACCCAAGGCAGAAAGCAAGAAAGUGUCUUUUUAAUCCCGAUGGAUAAGAAGGUACCAAAGAUUCGCUUACGUACGAGGCAAGCUGGGGAUAUCGUUGGGAAGCGAAUACUUGUCGCUAUUGACUCGUGGGAUCGCGAGUCUCGACACCCUGUUGGUCACUUCAUCAGAUCACUGGGCGAAUUAGAGAGCAAGGCCGCCGAGACUGAAGCAUUACUGCUCGAGUAUGAUGUCCAGUACCGGCCUUUCCCGAAGACGGUGCUAGAUUGUCUACCUAAGGAGGGACAUGACUGGAUAGUACCGCCCAGCACCGAUGACCCUGGCUGGAAAGAUCGGGAGGACCUCCGAGGUCUUCUAAUUUGCAGUAUCGAUCCGCCUGGCUGCCAAGAUAUUGAUGACGCGUUACACGCGAGACCACUGCCAAAUGGGAACUUCGAGGUUGGUGUCCAUAUUGCGGAUGUUUCGCACUUUGUAAAGCCGAACAAUGCUAUGGAUACCGAGGCGAGCAUCCGAGGAACGACCGUCUACUUGGUAGACAAGCGUAUUGACAUGUUGCCCAUGUUACUAGGUACCGAUCUCUGCUCCUUAAAACCGUACGUGGAGCGUUACGCCUUCUCGGUGCUCUGGGAAGUGAAUCAAAACGCCGACAUUAUCAACGUGCGAUUUACCAAAUCUGUUAUCAAGUCCCGCGAAGCAUUUAGCUACGAACAGGCACAACUACGUAUUGAUGAUGCAUCCCAGCAAGACGACCUAACCAAGGGAAUGCGAACGCUACUAAUGCUAUCGAAGAAGUUGAAACAGAAGCGAAUGGAUGCUGGUGCUCUAAGCCUCUCGUCGCCCGAAGUCAAGGUCGAGAUGGAAUCGGAAACCUCGGAUCCGAUCGAUGUCAAGACCAAGGCGUUGCUAGACACCAACUCCCUCGUGGAAGAGUUCAUGUUACUCGCCAACAUCAGCGUAGCGAGCAAGAUCUACGAAGCAUUCCCUCAAACAGCUAUUCUACGACGCCACGCCGCGCCACCAAAGACCAACUUUGACGAGCUGGCCAAUCAACUCAAAGUAAAGCGCGGGUUGGAAUUGCGUUUCGACUCGUCGAAAGCACUAGCCGACUCUCUAGACCAAUGCGUAGAUCCGCGUGAGCCCUUUUUCAACACGCUCGUGCGUAUCAUGGCGACACGGUGCAUGAUGAGUGCCGAGUACUUCUGCGCAGGUACCCAGGCAUUCCCCGAGUUCCGACACUACGGUCUGGCCUCCGAGAUCUACACGCACUUCACGAGCCCUAUCCGUCGAUACGCCGACCUGGUCGCCCACCGCCAGCUCGCGGCCGCCAUCGAGUACGAGCCCAUGCACCCCGCGGUGCGCUCGCGCGGGCGCCUCGAGGCCGUGUGCAAAAAUAUCAACGUGCGGCACCGCAACGCGCAACUCGCGGGCCGCGCCAGCGUCGCGUACUACGUCGGGCAAUCGCUGCGGGGCCGGGUCGCGGAGGAGGAAGGGUUCGUGAUGAAGAUCUUCAGCAACGGGUUCGUCGUCCUGGUCCCCCGCUUCGGCAUCGAGGGCCUGAUCCGCCUGCGGGACCUCGCGGACCCGGAGCCCGAGAGCGUGUUCGACGCGGACACGUACACGCUCAAGACGAGCGGCAGCAGGGAGGUCACCGUCGAGCUGUUCAUGAAGGUGCUGGUGAGGAUCCAGGACGUCAAGGACGAGGCGACGGGGAAGAGGGGCGCCAAGAUGGAGCUUAUUAGGGCUGGUUAG
Daldinia caldariorum is the source of this 2961-nucleotide messenger RNA. RefSeq names its product RNB-domain-containing protein. The transcript is spliced from 2 exons. Gene Ontology annotation, cellular component: nuclear exosome (RNase complex); cytoplasmic exosome (RNase complex). The record is from RefSeq and is a predicted model, not a curated record. NCBI's taxonomy places the organism in Eukaryota, Fungi, Ascomycota, Sordariomycetes, Xylariales, Hypoxylaceae. Gene Ontology annotation, biological process: rRNA catabolic process. The coding region runs from base 1 to 2961 and encodes 986 amino acids. Gene Ontology annotation, molecular function: endonuclease activity; 3'-5'-RNA exonuclease activity; RNA binding.